This is a messenger RNA of Dioscorea cayenensis subsp. rotundata (Guinea yam), 582 nucleotides long. RefSeq lists its product as uncharacterized. The transcript has 3 exons. Bases 67 to 363 code for a protein of 98 amino acids. NCBI's taxonomy places the organism in Eukaryota, Viridiplantae, Streptophyta, Magnoliopsida, Dioscoreales, Dioscoreaceae. The record is from RefSeq and is a predicted model, not a curated record.
CGUAGUAUAGAAGAGAAGGCGAGGUAGAGCGAGUGCGAGAGAGAGAGAGAAAAGGAGGAGAAGAGGAUGGAGAAGUACUUCGGGAAUCCAUACAGAGGGGAUCCAGGGGUUCCGCACACGGAUCCGGAUAGGUUUUGGAACAUUUGGAUCGGUUCCUUUGCUUUCUCCGCAUUAACUUGGAACAAUCCCUACUUGUGGCAACUCUCCAACCAGUUCAACUGGCAUGAUAAGGCAAUGUUGUUUGAGCACUAUCACUGGAAGAAAGCUAUGGAGAAGAACAAACCAUAUGAGUUUCAGUGGAACAAGAUGGAUAAGGCUAUACGGGACUCGUACUACUUCAACUGGCCUGUCUACUUCGCAUAAACUGGCUUCUACUUUGAACACCUUUCGAAACUCUCUAUUUACUUAAAACUGUUACCUUGUUUCGUAUCACGUAGUUUGUUGUUUGAAGCAACAAGAAACAUUGUUGAUAACGAUCGAAAGAUUAUCGAGUAUGUUAUUUGCUCACUAUAUUGUAAGAGUUUUGACUGAACUCAGCUUCAUAUGUUCUGGUUUGAUUUAUGAGAACAUUUCUUUCUUUUU